Dentiscutata erythropus is the source of this 361-nucleotide messenger RNA. NCBI's taxonomy places the organism in Eukaryota, Fungi, Glomeromycota, Glomeromycetes, Diversisporales, Gigasporaceae. The record is from the annotation of a GenBank genome assembly.
CUUGAAGAUGUGUUCGAUAUAAAUAUCGAACAAAUUAAUGAAAUACCAUUAAUUAGCAUUGAAGCUUUUGAAGAAGAUAUUAAGGAUACAGUUAAAUUAUUAAAACAUUUGGAUUGUUCUAAUGAAUCCACGAAAGCCAAAUAUAUUUCACAGAUUCUGGUUGGAGUAGUAGAUACAUUUAGUAAGGCGGAUAAAAUUUCAUUACACAAAGAAUAUUCCUUGUCUGGUGUUAAUGGUAAUGAAAGCCAAGAUACAGAAUUCCCAAAUGAUGUAGAAUUUCCGAAUAAUGAAAAUCAAUAUGUAGAAUUUCAUAUUAAUGAAAAUCAAAAUAUAGAAUUUCAAACUGAAUCCGAAUUUCAGA